This is a messenger RNA of Malaya genurostris, 12789 nucleotides long. Its product is annotated as protein tramtrack, alpha isoform. Gene Ontology annotation, biological process: regulation of transcription by RNA polymerase II. Gene Ontology annotation, cellular component: nucleus. The transcript is spliced from 5 exons. The record is from RefSeq and is a predicted model, not a curated record. Lineage: Eukaryota; Metazoa; Arthropoda; Insecta; Diptera; Culicidae. Bases 1071 to 3440 code for a protein of 789 amino acids. Gene Ontology annotation, molecular function: protein binding; DNA binding.
CCGUCGUCGUCGAGUCGCGGUCGCGUUUCGAAAUUUUCUGUAUGUUGCGAUAGAUCGUCGAAGAAGUGUGAACACACAACGGAUAGUGCUCGCGGAAAGACGUUUUUUUCGGAUGAAAACGCACUCUAGAGUGGUUGAAAAGUGUUGUCCGUGCAGGCAGGGAAGCAGUACGUAUCGCGUUUGGUGUUUUUCUUACAUGAGCAGUGCGAUUAGGAGGAUUAAAGUUGGAUUUUAUCUACUCAGCCUCCAUUAGCGAAGGAGUUUUCUUACUGACAUUUUUUUUCGCUCACCCUCCCUCUCGCAUUCACACUGCUGCAGGCUGGGAGUGUGUUGGUGUGAGUGUAGUGAAUCGGAUUAUUUUUCUCGCUGAACUCGCACGGUGGUAGUAGUUGCGUCAGUUUGCAUCGCAUCAGUAGCGACAGCGGGACCACCUCCUCGCGUGUCACGCUUUCCCACGCCGACUGUUUUUAUGCGUGCGUGUGUGUGUAUUUUACCUCGUUCAGUGUUGCGUAUCGCGAUCGCGCGUUUCAUUCAAAAACUGCAUACAUUCGUUGAUUGAUGCGUGUCAGUGUUGGUGUCGGAGAGGAUAUAGUGUUUGUAGUUUGUGUCGUUUUCUCUUUCAUACGUCCGGGACAGAGGAAGAGCGCAGUAAUCAGCAAUCCAUCGCUCAUCAAUCGAAACAGUGCGGUAUCCCGUUUCCCUUCGUCCUUCGUCAUUUCGCCGACCGUUUCUCGCGCGCAGUUCCCUUUUUGGCGACUCAUCAUCACCGUCAUCCCCUUGUGCCGUCCUCUGCGCUCCGCACGGGAACAGCUAAUUGACUUUUGAAAACGCCUCAGCAACGUCACACAGGAUCGAUCGGCAGUGUGGGGAGUGACGGCGAAUUGAACUGAGUACCGACAGGGUACAGAAGUAAUCUAACAAAACAAGAAAAGGAUUCUAUUUUCUUUGGACGCUGAUGACUUGCGCAAGGAUUGAAUUCCAGCAAGUUCCGUAGCACUACGGUUGUUUGCAACUAAUUUUUUUUGGCCACGGGAAGAAAAAUACACUGGGUCAACCUGGAUCCCGGAACGAUGUCGGUGCAGCAGUACUGUCUGCGUUGGAACAAUCACCAGCCGAACUUCAUUUCGGUCUUCUCGACUUUGCUGCACAAUGAAAGUCUGGUUGAUGUCACUCUGGCCGCAGAGGGCCGACAGCUGCAGGCCCAUAAGGUGGUACUGUCGGCGUGCAGUUCCUAUUUUCAGUCCCUAUUCACUGCAAACCCCUGCCAGCAUCCGAUCGUGAUACUUAAGGAUGUGCAGUAUAACGACCUGAAAACGAUGGUGGAUUUCAUGUACUACGGGGAAGUGAACGUGUCCACCGAGCAGCUGCCCCAGGUACUGAAGACGGCGGAAAUGCUGAAAAUCAAAGGUUUGGCAGAAAUGCCGGACGCGUCGGCCGUUUGCAAGGCCGAUCUAGGUAAGCUAGAUCACCCGGAUCUGGUGGGUGGGCUAGGUCCGGGUGGACCAGGUGGUCCCGAAUCGAUAUGGGGCACGCCGGAAUCUCAACAGCAGCAGGCAGCUGCCCAGCAGCAAACUCAGCAACAGCAAUACCACCAGCAGCUACAGGCCCAACAGCCUCAGCUACGAAGGACACCCUCCCCCACCACAAACAUGUCACCGGCCGCACGACGGAAGCGACUGAGAAAAACGUCGACCGGCUCGGGAUCGCUCUCUACCGAACGCAUCCAGCAGCAGCAACAGCAGCACCAUCAGCAGCAGCAGCAGCAGCAACAACAGCAACAGCAGCAGCAGGAUGAACAUAGUACCAAUAACGACGGGACGUUAAACAUCGUUCCCCAUUUGCACAUACAGCAACAGGUUGAUAACAUAUCGUACAGUACCAGUCACAGUGCGCUGGCAUCGUUGGCUUCCGGUGGAAACGGAAAUAACAUCCGAAUAAUCAAGGAAAGUCCUAGUUCCGAUGUGGAUCAACAGCAGCACGAAUCAUCGCAGGAGAGUGUCGAUGAGACGGGACACCAUAUUCCUAGCAUCAUUAAAACGGAAGAUUUAAGUGGUGUGACGCAAACGAUACCGAUGGACAUUUCCGCGUCGUCGGCCAGUGUGGCGGCGGUUAAUAUCCCCCAAUCUCAAUCUCAGCACAGUGGUGGGCAAUGGACGGUAAUCGAUACGAAUUAUUCGAGGUUUGGUAUCGCGUCGUGUCAGACAAACUUGGGUCUCCAGCAGCACCAAGCGCAAGCUCAGGCACAGCAGCAUGCGGCGGCCCAGCAGCACCACCAUCAGCAGCAGCAGGCUGCCCAGGCAGCUGCGGCGGCUAGUCAGCAAGCCCAGGCCCAACAGCAGGCAGCGGCAGUGGCAGCAGCCGCCGCUGCAGCCCAGCACCAUCAAGCGCAGCAACAGCAGCAAAGUGAUAAUCAGUCGUUGAACAAUGCCGGCAACGGUGGCAACAACAACAGCAACAGCAGUAAUCCACUGUCCAAUGCGUCAACGACUAACUCGAACGCACCGACGCCGCAACCAACGACGCCAGUACAAAUCUACCAGCAUCCUUUCUCGCCGCAAAUUAUCUCGGUCAAUCCGAACAAUAUGGUCAACAGCUACUCGUCCAACAUCUCAACACCCACUUCGCCACAGGGUGGCAACGAGACGGUGGCUGCCGCAAUGGUUCACAGUGUGUACAGUCAGGGUACCAACGCAAACCAGUCCCCAAUCGGAACGACCAGUGCGAGCGGGACGACGACAAUUCAGCCAGUCAAGCGGAAACGAUCCGUCAAUCCACAGGGUGAUGAAAAUUUCCUGCGAGCACUCGAAGCGGUCCGAUUCGGUGGUAUUGGUUUCUGCAAAGCUGCCCGACUGUACGGCGUAAACAAUCGAACGCUCUGGCUGGAGUAUAAGAAACGUGGCUAUCCAAUCAGUCGACCUAGCAUAAAAAGUAGGAUAAAACUGGAACCGAACAUUUCGCCACCUCCCUCGACAACGCCAACCGGUGACGAAAACGCGUCCAUGGAACACUACGACACAUCGUUAUCGUCACCCGCGUUGAACAUGUCGCUGCAACAGCACCAGCAACAGCAGCAACAACAGCAACAACAGCAGCAGCAACAAGUGCAGGCUGCACAACAGCAACAGGCCGCCCAGCAGCAGCAACAACAGCAGCAGCAACAGCAGACACAGCACCAGACGGCCAGUGAUAAUGCGAAUGCUGCGGCGGCCGCUGCGGCAGCCGCUGCAGUGGCAGCAUCGUCGGCAACGCCAUUGAUGUGUCCUCCGCAUGCUCACCCGAUGGGUGUGAUGGGUUUUCUCGAUUCGCGGCACGUUGACUUCACGACGGCUGCGGCUGCCGGUAUACAUCAGAUGUCGCGCCAGAGGUACCCGGAUGCGACGACGGUGAACAUGAACACCGGAGCGGUCAAUCUGCAGGGGUUGAACUUUAAUUCGAUGUAAGCGCGAUUAGCCAGAUUAACAGUAGGCAAUAAGAAAAAAACAUGAGCACGGGGACACGAUGACGCUAGGCUGGCUGCGUUUUGACGGUGAGAGGGUAUGGCCGGGUUUGGGUUCAUCUAACGUACUGUUUUUUUAAAGCUGUUUUCCAUCGCUGGUAUCAACCCUGCUUCCCUGGGUUUACUGCUGGCCAGAGAAAAGUUGUCUUUUCUUCUUUUUUUUCUAUCUAGAAAUUGAUUCAGAAUUUCAGUUUAGUAACUUUUAUUUUCGAGAUUGUGAUAAUAAAAAUCAGGUGCAACUAGUGAGGCCUUUUUUAUUGUUAGUAAUGUAAUUUUCGUUUCAAAUUAAUUUCGAUUCUUGCCCUUCUGGGAUCUUUAACACUGUAAUGUGAACUUAAAGAGAUGUAGUACUUACUUAUCGGUAUGACUCGUUUCAGUCUGAAUACCGAGUAAAAGUGAAGUAUGCUAUUAUUUCUUAAAAUUUACUGGUGUCAUCGCGAGGCAUUCACCAAUAGAAAAUUUAACCGGUGUCAUUUCAAUCACGUCCAUCUAGAAGGAAACUGACAAAUAAUUCUGUCGAUAUUUACAUCUUAAUGUUAUGCGACAUUCUCUAAAUUGAUCUGGAAAGACCAAGGAAUUAAAUCUCACAAACGAGUGGAUUCACUUACACUUGAAUACGAUUACUUUUAUAUGGGAUUUAAAAAUGAUCAUGAGAAAAGCUGCAAUGAUUUCUGAUGUACUAAAGCGUUUCAAAAUAAUUUCUGCUCCAUGUAUUGGGAAGUAUUCCUUUGGAAAUUCACGGGAUGAAUAUGUUUUGGAAAAAACUCCAAAAUUGUAAAUACUGCAAAUUUUUUACCUUUACAAGGUACGUCCAAAAAGUCUGUACUCAAUUUUUGCGGGGUUAAAAAAAAAAUCGUAAGAUAUUUUUUUGACAUAGUCACCAUCAAUCUCGAUGGAAGUGGUUAGCCGCAAAAUCAAUCUUUUAAACCUGCAUCGAAGUAAUUUUGUGCCAGUUCUUUCGUCCACUUCUUCACCUCCUGGUCCGUUGAAAACUUAUUCCCCCACUACUGCACUUGGUGUGCAAAGUGAAGAGAUGAAAAUUUGGAGGGGCCAUAUCAGAGGAUUACAGCGGGUGGGUCAAAACGUCCCUUCUGAAAGAGUCCAGGAGUUUCUUCGUGGCGUUGGUCGUGUGAGGUCUGGCAGGUAAUCAGCAAACCUUUCGUCAGCAUGUCUCUCCGUUUAUUCUGGAUCGCCAUUUUCAAUUUUUUUUAACGUGUCACAAGCAGUACGGUAAAAUUCCAUUUUCAAUCGAAUAAUAUAAGAUGAAAUUUGACUUUUGCUGCCAUUUUCAAGCGAAGCUCCCAGAAUUCAUCGUCAGUUGAAUAAUCGUACCUAGCAGGGUGGCAAGCGACCGGGAAAACCGGGAAAAAGUUGGGAAUUUGAUUUCAUCGGGAAAAACCGGGAAAAAGUCGGGAAUUUUAGUGUAAAACCGGGAAAAAUAUUACUAGCUCACCUAUGAGUAACCGUUGUUAGCAUAAUGAUUUUUUUUCAACAAUCGAAGAGUAAGAGACAAUACCCAAUUUUGUGUUUGAGCGAAAUGUUCAGUACAAGUGUUGAAAUAACUUAUUGUCCAUUGGGCCAACACCCCAUGUCUCGUCCAACGAUUUUUAGAGGCUUGCAGGUAGUUUUAAAUCAAAUAGGAAGCAUCAGAGUUUUUUUUAAGUUGUUAUCAAUAACAGCAUAAUAAAAGCGCAUUUUUAAAAAUAAGGAUAAUUUGGAUGCUUCUGUUGGAUUUUUAUGAAAUUUUUAAAUAAGUAUUCAAAACACCUGCAAAACUUAUGGCAAAAUCUCAAGGUAACAUAGGGAAAAUUUUUAAGUUUUUAAGUUAGUUUAGCUAUUGGAAAUAAAACUGGUUUAAAACUAGCGGACAGUUCAUCAUGAAGAACUCAUACUUUUUGAUUACUCUACGAGCGUUUAGAAUCCCAUUAGGAUUAGAUCGAUAUAUUGUGCAUUUUAACAGUUAUCAUUUGAUUCAUUUGCCCAUCAACGCAUUGAAGUCGUAAACAUUGUUUAUUGACUAACAGAUAUAUAAGAAAAAAAUGGUGUUUUAAAAGAGAAAGUCAACGGUUUUUCGAAAUCUUAGAUAUACAUACAUCUAAUGAUUUUAAAUUUAAUUCUAUUACAUGAAAAUUUCAAAUUUUUGGUCUGACAUGACUUUGUUAAUAAUUAGUUUUAUGGUUUUCAUCACAAUCACAGCAUGAUAAUUCUUCAUCUGAGGGUAUCGUUCAUUGAACAGAUGUGCUUGCAAGCGACAUAAUUUAAACAGUAUAUGUCCAUAUAAUAAUUUAUUGUACCAUGGCCGAAGCACUGGCAAUGACGAUAUUAUGUUAGAUUCGUUGUGCCAGCAUCAGUGUUGGUGAUUGCCGAUAAUUUGGCAGAAAGCGGCUCGAUAUUUUGCUACAUUGUAUACAAAAUUUUCAAUCUGGUAGAAGAUGCUACAAGAACUCGCUGUCUCUCGAUGCAUGAACCGUGAGAGAAUUUUUCUACAUUUCUUCGCUUCACUUCAUACUCUUAGUAUUUCACAGCCCUUAACAAAAUAUACACAGUCCGGCAAUGAGGCAAUAUGAGGAAUUUACCAAGAGAGAAUCGCAAGUUGAUAAUUAUCGCAGAUAAUUCGACUUGAUGAUUCUCUUUCUAGGUUACAGUAUACAAUAUUUCAAAACCCUGGUCUGGGGCAUUCACAUCUAUUUUCAUAGAUACAACUUAUACAAAGGUUAUAUGAACAUAGAUAGAAUAAACGGCAAUAGUAAAAUGAUUUUAUCGCAAUUAUCCACCGCCCAGAAUCGGAUCGCAAAACGAGAAUAAGCGACCGUCUGUUGCUUCAGAGAGAAUCCCCACAGCAGCGUGUUAACCCGUGAUGCUCAGACAGGUCAUCGAGAGAAAUUCGCUCUCGCACUGGCGUCUAUUCUAUGUUAUAUGAACCAUGACGGUGUUUUGUUGCUGAUAUGAUAUCCGUCUCUUAUUGAUGGCAAUGAUGGAAUAUUGUGAAGAGUUGGUAGAGAGCGUUCUUUGGUACGAUAAAAGCCAUCCUUGGCCAUUAUGGCGUUUAUAAUUUUCCCGCCGAUCUGAGAUUUCCACUUUCACUUCCGGAAGGAGCGAAGAAAGCUCUGUACAAAAUGAUUUGAAGUUGCAAGCAAAGAUUGUUGUUGUUUUUUCCGAGUGGCAAACGUCCGUUUUUGGGAUUGUUGUUCCUUAUUGAUUUAUUUUCAAUCAUAUGUAUACCAAAAAAAAUAAUAUAAACAGUCAUGUGCACUCGGAAGAAAUCGGUUACGUGUAACCAAAACCCCUGAAUGACUUGGAAAAGGCUUUAUGCUUUUCUUAUACGCACAUGUUAUAAUUAAUAUUUUUUUAUUUAUUCAUCGAAAUGCCUGGAAAGUAAUUGAAUCCUCAAUUAGCGGGCCUGUUACAAUGAUCCUUUUUGGACAUGGGAUAUCUUUUCAAAGUUUAAAUAAAAAAUUUAGAAAACAAACUAAACAGGGGCGAUUUGAGCCUAUUCCAAAAACCUGGAAUUGUUAUCUCAAAAAAACCGGGAAAUUGAAAUCGGCAAUUCACUUGCCACCCUGACCUAGUCAUUGGAAGUUUUGCUUGCUCGGUUUCUAGUGUUCAGUAGUCAAGCUGCUUCAUUGUCUUCGUUCUUGGUAGUGAGCAAGUCAAAUGAAUAGAAUUUUAGAUGAAGUAAAGUGUUAAAAAUGAAAAGUGCAGGAGGAAACAAUUAAUUUAUGUGUAUUCUGUAAUUAAUAUUUCAGCUAUCUAAUUUGUCUUUCAUCUUUUAUCUUGAACCAAUUUGAAUGUUUACAUGAACCUCAUUUGAAGACCGCUCUGGAAGAGAAAUGAGCGAAGAACUGAACUCUGGCCGUUCGGUAUGUUAGCGAACGUUGUGCGUGUCAGAGUGUGAAGUUUACUGCAGUAGGGUGAUCGUCAAUGUGUUAGCAACGAGUUAGCGAGUGACGGAGCGAAUUUCGCACUUGGCGAGAGAUACGACCGACAUUUUGCGCGAGAGAUGUUACUGUGUCAAGAGUUUCCAACACAGUAACCUUUGAAAGGGGAUGAAUCAGGCUACGCGGCAGUGUUGCCAACAUUUCGAAAAAGUAUUUCCUACAGUUGUAAGAGUACCAGUUCACUCACUUUCUAGACGUGCCUCGUACUAUACAUCAUCGGUGAAAUUAUCGUAUUCUUAUGAUUUGGAGAACACGUGUUUUUAGUAUUUAUAAUUUUUCCGAAUAGAAAUAAAAUUUCGCUCAGAAAGGAAAUAUCAGAAAACUAAACCAGCAUUGCUAAACGAAAAUCUAAUUGUGUUUAUCGUACGUAAAAAUUAUACGAGAGGUGAAGCUUUUAUUGGUCGUGUAAAAAUUCGAAAAAUAUUUUUUUCCGUCGAACCAAAAAUUGUUAAAACUUUACUUGUGUCAGACAAUCACCUAAAAGUAUGUAAUUACUAUACAGUUCUUACUAAGUCGUGUCUGACAUCCCGAAUUAACACUCGUUUGAAGAGUGCCCGACGCUUUUCUCGGCUGGAUUUCAUAACAAAACUAACGCAGGGAAUCAUAUUGAUAACACCGACAACUUUUCCUGUUUCUCGUUUGAUUGAAAUGACCAAUCAAAGCAAUGCUAGCCAACUGAUAUGUCGCUUAUCCGUUCAAAACAGUCGUCUGUGUUAGAGGAAGUACAAUUUAUAGCAGACUAAUGAUAAGACGCUAAUCAUUCAAAUUAUUAUUUUGCAUUUCCUCCUAGCACUCGCGAGCCACAUGCGACUUUUUGAGAGUAAAGCUACGGCAAGAGACAGUUCGUAUUGAACCGAGUAGCGGUUUGUAAUCAACAUGGAGAAAGUGCGAUUUAUUAUCGUUGUGGACAAUGUGAUUGCUAUGCACAUCAGCAAGUGGACCUUUGGGGAAUUAUUUCGUGCGCCGUUCGCCUCGCAUGAGAAGCCGUCAUUUUUAUCGGAAUUGUACUGAUGUCUACUGUGUCCAUUGAAUCGGCUCUUUUAAAACUCUACAUUCGAUUUCCAAAGAAUGAAAUAGAAUUUUCUUUAGCAGUAAAAUAGUUAACACCAGAAACAGUCCACUUUGGUUAUGUGUUUUCUUUCCGGGACUUCGCAUUAAAGACAAUCUUUUCAAUCGGAAUUCGGCUUUCGUUUUCGAAGAAACUGCCAUUAGCAUUGAUGAACUUAAAUGAAUCAGUUUCUUUCAAACCCUACAAAUAAUUCCCAAGAACUGGAUUAGGAUUUUCUUUAGUUGUAAUCAAUAGUUUAGCAGUAAAGUAAUUAACUAAGAAACAGUCCGUAAUGUGUUUCUUAAUUUUUUUUAACGCGUUUGCUCCGCCUUUAUUCUUUAAAGUGUGCAGUGAUGUUCAUAUUUAAAAGAGAAGAGCCCCUUCAUAAAACCAGCAUCAGUACUGAACUGAUUUGAACUUGGUUUGUUGGUCGCGGUAUUAAACUAAAAAAAAUAGAUCACGUUACUUCUACCUGAAAACAUACAUGAAUCUCAUCCACAAAACUUUUCGCGUACAUUCUAUUGUAUAGCGGUGGAAUGUAUCGAGUUGAUCUUAUGCCAUGCAUCUUAUUCAAUAGGUAAAUAAUACAUUACUUUUCCGGUAGAAAAUAAGUGAUUCUGCGAAAUAGAAAUUGUUUUGUAUGUUCCAUCAAUUCAUUAACAUUGGUGCAUUUUAAAUUAUAACAAUAAAUAACAAAUCCACUAAACGAUCUUAUGGAUCUUCAGAGAGAGUUUGUUCUUGACUGGUGGCUCCUCAAAUUUUAUAUAUUCUCAUAUGCCCACUCGAUUCUUCUAGUAGGUUCUGAAUAUACUUGUUGUAAGCGUUAGGAGUUCUAACCUGCCAACAUUGUAUUCUAGUAAUGAAAAAAAGGAACAACAAACCAACACGAGAAGCAAUCGUUUGUAUCGGCAUUUAGCUGAUUAUUCGUUUUCGAGGAAAAUGCUGGAUGAUCUUGGACCAACGAACGGAAUGGCCCUUUUCAGGGCAUCAAAAAUUCUCAAAAGUUCUGUCGUUUUCGUUUGAUGCUAGACCUGACCCAGUUUCUAUCUUAAGUUUCGAACCUAGUUUUAAUGUUAUUAAGUUGGAAUUCGAGUCAGUUUCGAAGCUCGAACUGAACACAGGGAUGAUUUCUAUGUUCGUCAGCAACUGAACCGUUUAUGGAUUUGUUUUGUGCGCCGUUUGCCUCGCACAAGACUCUCAGGGCAUUUAACAGUUUUCAAAGAAUUAUUUUCGAACAUAAAUCGUAUAGAUACAAAUAAGUCUGUGCGGAAGAUAAAAUCUCUUUCCUAUAUAUUCAAAACAGAUGUUAGGAAUGAUUUUUGCAAUAGUUCUUUAGUCCUACGAAGGUCUAAAACGGUUAGAACAAUCCUGUAGGGCUGUUCCUUAUAAUUUUUAACAACGUUCUGAUUGAUAAGUCAAAGUAAUGAACUCUUAGUUGAAUGUGUUUAAAUAACACAAUCGAUUAACAACAACCGUGAAUUUAAUAAAUUUUACCCAGCCAAUUUUUGAAUUGUUAAAAUGUUUGUGUUGGUUUAGGAAAACGGCUGGCUAGUUCCAAGUGUUUUCCUGAGCUUGGUAAAUGAGUGGAUACUUGCUAAACAACAAACUAGGCACUAGUGAAGAGUCUGGAAAGAAUCUCAAGUGGAUCAAGUUCUCAACUACUUGGCACUACUUGUUAAAGUUGAUUAACUGAUUGAAAAAUACUAACUUGAUAUUUUAAGGGUUAGAAUUUACCCCAUAAGUUUGCGCUAAGUGUCCAUUAAACAACAACGGAACAAACGUAUAAUUAAUACUGUUUGCCAAAAACCUUUUAGUUUUUGUACCGAAGUACAAUACCUGGCCUGAUGUCUCGAACAAUUGAUUGCGUGUAAAAAAAUAUUCCCAUAAAAACUAAUUUGAUAAUAUUGGGGAAAAUGAAAAAUCAAGAGAAACAUUCAUUAAACAGAUUUGUUUCUAGAUUUUGCAGAGUGGGACAAUAAAUUCGGGGUUAGAAAAAAAUAUUUUCGGUAACGUAUUUGAAUCUUAAACUCGAUGUCCUACAGGGAAGUGUAUUCUUCCUAGUUUGAUUUUAUAUGUAAAUCAAUGAUAUGGAACGAGUCUUAUAUUUUCGUGAUAUAAAUUGAUUCGCUGAUUUUAUCAAAACUAGUAAUAAAAUCGAUGAAAAUACCAUGCGUUUAUGACUUACCAUAUCUUAAUACUAUGUUGUACUACAUAUAUUAAAAAGAUUAGUAAAAAAUUCAAACGUUAUUCAAAACUGUUUCAUUGGCAGAAACUUUGAAAUUUUGAUGAAUUGUACUCAAACCAGUACGUUAAGGAUCUGAGAAUCGCGUUUAAAGAACUAAAGAAAAACAUCGAAUAAAUCGAAUUAGAUACCCAACGAAUUUCCUCUCAUCGUUUUGUCCCUGCACACGAAACGCACGCCUAUCCCUGAAUGCCGAGGUCCACCGAAGAACGGAUCUAGUGAUAAUGAGUUAAGAAUAUUGGAAGGUCGGUGUCAGCUUAAACCAACAGUUGAAACUAAAAUAAAAGUUAGGGAUAAACUGUUGUUGAACAACAGUACCGGCACAACCGGAAACUCGCGUUGUAGCAGCUUGUUCGAUUCCUAAGAGAUUCCGGAAGAUAUGUAAUAAAAAAAUAAAAUAACGCGAGACCAUGUGGAAAUUGUUCACAUCCUUGAAGAACGAAUCAUUGUAGUAUGUAUGCCAUAUUCAUUAUUGUCAUAUGUAUAAUUGGUCACCGAGAAAGUUGACAUUCUCAGUCGUAAUGAACAUGCUACAACACUAAGGGUGGUAGAUCGUAUCGCCGAUGAGCAAUACUUUGUAGAACUAAUCAAUCAGACCCAAUAUAUUGUGUAAUGUUUUCACACUCUGACAGAUGUAUAACCAUAAUUGCAGCCGUAGUUAAACGAGGAAGCUGUUAUCAUAGACCCAGUGAUAUUAAAGUUUUGUUUGCUUUCGAGGAUCAGUCUUAUAGGUAGUUAUACUGUUGUGUCCGUAGGAAAACUCUCUUCAGGCGUAUGCGUUUCCCAGUAGUUGUUAGUGGUAUAAGUUUGAAUGUUGAACACUACUUUCUAUAUCCGUUCCUAACAAAAUUGGACAAUUUUUGUCAAACUGUGCAAUAUUUGCAAUAACAAACUAUUUAUAAUUAUCUACUUUCGCGUGUAAUUGUGCAAGCGCUGGAACACGCACAACAGGAGAAGCAUUGUUCGCUUAUACCAUCGUUGCCGCUUCCUAAAUUUAGUUCGCACUCUAACCCUUCAGUUCCACUAACAACCAACACUGACCGAACGCUUUUACCCAUUGCAAGGGUCUCGUGAACUCGCAUCAAUAAAUUUAAAGAAGAAAAAAACUAUGAUGAAAUUACGCUCCAUCAGACCCACAAAAGCACUAUGAAAAUUAAAUCUUCUGACAGGGAAGUUUGCAGUACGUGACACCAAUUCGAAACAACACACAGCUAAAAUAGAUAUUCGCAUACAUUCAAGGUAGACCCGCAAGACGAUCGCAUUCCGCGCAAAACUUAUUUAUUGAACGAAAGAGUUAGAACGAAAGAGAGAGAGAUAUGAAAAGGCACUUCUCAGCGGCAUAUGUCCAAUACGGGUUGUAAUGUAUGAAAGCAUAAACCGAAUUAUUAUAAUUUUUUUUUCUAGUAAGAAUAAUUUUCCAAGAAGUUGACUAGACCUACAUAUUCACCAUUAUCAUCAGAGAGGUUCCUUUUACGGUGAUAAACGGCCCAGCGAAUCGUUCAUAAGAGUAGUAAGAUAAGACCGAAGUGCGUAUGGGUCAAACGAAUUUUGAAUGCCCUUAGUACACUUGGGAAAAAGUAAAAAAAAAACAAUGGUAGUAAAAAAGUUUUUUGUUAACUCUUUUCUAGCACUUUAAAUACAUGUGUAUAUUUAAAUUUAAUUAAUAACUAUGCAUAAAUCUUUAAUGUCAAUGAGAGAAACUGUGUAUUUAAGUACAUUAAAAUCAUCAAUUAGGACAGAAGUAGAUUGAGAAGAAGGAAACAGUUAAACUAUAGUGAAUAAGGUGGAAUAUAUCAAUAGCUGAAAACGGAAAAUACUAAUAUACAGAUAUAAUGGAAAUUAUUAAAAAGGUAAAUGAAAAUAAACUAAGCUGUAUAGUAAACAAUAUCUUCACAAUAAGUUUAUUAAAUAAAUUAAGGAAAAUGACACUGUAAACUUACUUAAAAAAAUUGAGCAAACCCAGAUAAAAAGUAAAAUACACCUGUAUGAGGAAAAAGCAAGUAUUUACUUAUGUGAAUAAUAAAACUAAUUUAAAGAAAAUAUAAUAAGAUACUGCAAAAAAUCA